Molecule: messenger RNA, 5623 nt
Organism: Salvelinus sp. IW2-2015
Lineage: Eukaryota; Metazoa; Chordata; Actinopteri; Salmoniformes; Salmonidae
Product: scavenger receptor class F member 2
Exons: 11
Coding region: 252-2939 (895 amino acids)
Biological process (GO): heterophilic cell-cell adhesion
Cellular component (GO): focal adhesion
Molecular function (GO): scavenger receptor activity
Source: RefSeq, a predicted model, not a curated record
UGUGGGGAGGUCCCAGGGAGAAUUACAACUUGUUGCCAUUACCUCUUCAUACCGAAUUUGCAAAUUGUCAUUCAAGUACCGACUUUAGGGUAACAGCCUACCGGUAGGCUACAUCAUUUACUACUGUAUACCGCCACCCUCUGGAUGGGUAACUUUUUGGACAAUGCAAGAAAAGAGUUGAUUUCCUUUUUGGAAARAAGUCAGACAUAUUUCCACGGGAAAGCCUUUGGAGGGAUGCUGUUCAUAACAACAUGGAAACAAGAUAUGUCUUAGUCAUUGUGCUUCUAAGUAUCUUCUGUUGUUGGACUUACAGCCAAGAASUAAAUCCCAGCGGCAGAAAUGUAUGCAAAACUGGAUCUGACAGGCUCCAAUGCUGUAGUGGCUGGGCACAGCAAGGAGAUGAGUGCUUAAUACCAAUUUGUGAGGGUAACUUCACCUGCCAAGAGAAUGAAGUUUGUGUGCGACCCCACGAAUGCCGCUGUCGUCAUGGUUAUUUUGGAGCCACUUGUGAUAUGAAAUGUCCGUUCAAGUUCUGGGGGCCUGACUGCAAGGGUAAGUGUGAUUGCCAUCCCAACGGGAGGUGCGAUGAUGUCACUGGGGCCUGCACCUGUAACCCUAAUCGCUGGGGGCCAAACUGUGAGCGAGCCUGCGGCUGCCAGAAGGGCCAAUGCAUCCAGGARACAGGCGCUUGUACGUGCUACACAGGCUAUUGGGGCCCUCAGUGCUCUAACAACUGUUACUGCAGAGUAAACUCUAUGUGUGAUGCGGGAACUGGCCAGUGCCACUGCAAUCCUGGCUGGUAUGGGAGGAACUGCGGUGCCAAGUGUGCCUGCAACACCUCUCCGUGUGACCAGCUCACCGGCCGCUGCAAGUGUCGAGAGCGUCUGUGGGGUACUCACUGCGAGCACAAGUGCCAGUGUCUCUAUGGACGCUGUAACCCGGCGGAUGGAUCGUGCACCUGCAAGCCAGGAUUCAGAGGGAAGAUCUGCAGGGAGACGUGUCCAGCUGGAUUCUAUGGACAAAAUUGCAGAAACAGGUGUGGUCACUGCAAAGGCCAGCAGCCCUGCAUGGUGGCAGAGGGACAUUGCAUCGCAUGUGAAAGCGGUUGGAAUGGCACCAGGUGUGACCAGAUGUGUACUCCUGGGUUCUUUGGUGAAAACUGCAAGGACGUUUGCUCAUCCUGUAAAGACGGACACUUCUGCAACCGYAUCGAUGGCAAAUGCCCCCACUGCAACCCUGGAUGGAUGGGUGACCGAUGUGAGGUCAAGUGCCGAAAUGGAACCUAUGGAGAGAACUGUGUCAAUGACUGCAACAGCUGCUUCAAUGGGAUGUGUCACUUCGCCACAGGAAAUUGUCUCUGCGAUCCUGGCUUCUCUGGUGCCUACUGUAAUGUGAGCUGUUCAGCGGGUCAGUAUGGGCUUAACUGUACCCAGACCUGUUCCUGCCAUGACAACAACUGCAACAUAGUGACUGGAGCAUGCAACCUACAGCCUAACCAAAGGAUGGGUGUGAUGGCAGCAGGGGUGCUGGUCACCUGUCUCCUGCUCCUCUCCUUGCUGUGUUGCUGCUCUGUCUGCAGACAGAACGAUCCUGAGAAAAGGUCCAAAAGAAGACUAUGUGGAGGGUUGACACGAAUCAGCUCUAAACUUCCUCGUAUCCCACUGAGACGGCAGAAGCUACCCAAAGUUGUUGUGUCCCACCAUGACCCUGAGAAUACUUUCAACUGUAGUUUCAUUGAGCCCCCCUCUGCAGUGGAGCAACCCACCGCCUCCGGGUCAUCCAGAGCGUCCUUCUCUUCCGUAGAGACCACAGAGGAUGGACAUGUCUAUGCUGUGCCUGACGAGAACAAAAAGAAAGGGGACAGAAUCAACACAACGGAGACUACAGUACUAGCUGAUGAUGUCUCUGAGGUAGACACAUUGCCGGAGGACAGGUAUAUGACUGAGCAGGCUUCAGUUAACACCAGUGAGCUGCCACUCCAGAAGUCAGAGAGUGAGGGCUCCUGCAGUGGCACAGAGUCAGCCACCAGCACCCUCUGCCUCAGGGCCUCUUUCCCUCAGCCACCACAGCAGUCCAGCAAGGAGCCAGAGAACAAUGGCAAGUCAAACAAUGUCAAAUAUAAUGGAAAGCCUAUAGCUGCUGAGAGGAUUAAACCACAGCCACCAGACCCCUCCACCAAGCCCAAGCUCUCCUGGAUCCAUGCAUCUCCUGGGCCAAAUCAGAAUCAGAUAAGUCAGGAAGAGACUGUGGCUGAGGAUAACAUUUGUUCCAGAAAGAAAGCCAGCAAGCAGCGAGCUCCCAACGCCCCAGAGUCUGCAGGUACAGAUGGGGCCAGCUCCCUAGGUGAGAAGAAGCCUAAUAAAAGCAGACCAGGUCUGUUGCAGAUAGAGCACAUCAAUGGGGCAGUGCAGAGUGUCCUGAGGAAAAUGGGCAAUUUCCGUGUUGACCGGAAAGCUGCAAUCCCCAAAGAGUCCCCAGAGAAGAGGCCCAGCUUAUCCCUAAACAGGGAGGUUAACCAACCGAACAUACACCCUGAGGUAGCCUCCCUCUUAACUGCUCAGCUGAAGGAGAAGACUAAGAGCCUGAACAGGAGCGAGGCCGGCAGCUGUGAGGAGAGCCUGUCUCACCUCCAGGCCCAGAGAAAGAAGCCCACCCCGCCCCAAAAGACCUCGGGCACCCAGCCUGGAGCUGGAAAGGAUUUGCUUCCCACAUCCGACAGCUCACAGAAGCCUCUGCCAGAUACUCCAUCUAAAGAAGCCAAAUACCAAGAGAAACAAGACUCUAACAACUCUGAAAGCAGCUCAGAUAAGGGAGAGACCAAAAAUAAGACCCCAAUGAAAAAGCCUCCUCGGAAAAAGAGCAAGGAAGGUAAUGUAGACUCAAAAAUACAGACUACUGCUCCAAAGGUUGCAGUGAUGCCACCAAAGGCUGCAAAUUAGCACAGCCAGUCUGGAUGUUUCUCAAUUCUGGAAAAACAAUGACGCACAUGUUGUGAUGCUUGAAAGAAUUUAUUGGACACAUGUUUCAUUGUUUUUAGCACCAAAUCGAAUAACGAUGGAAUCUUUUCCCUUGGGUGGAUGUUUUUGAUCUUGAGAAAUGUUAUGAUACAAUGCAGUAUUCUUUAUAUGUUAACUUUUUAUAUUCCUUCACUUUAGUUAUUGUAAAAUCARUAUAUUAGUAAAAGUGCUAAGACAUCAGAAUAAUUAUUUACCUUUGUUAUUUUAUUCAUUUUCUAAUUUGUUCAUAUCGAAUAGACCAAACACCCCAAAAUCUGGAUUUUGCAUCUCCCAUAUCUAAUCAAUGUUUUAAGUUGGAAAGUCGAUCCCACUGCCCAGAACUUUGGAGCCACGACAGGACCUCAGACAAACAAGAGGUGUGGUGUAUUGAUGGUGGAACAGUCUGGGGUCUGUGUAGAGGGCCCUGUGGCUGUCUGACACAUGUGCUACAGUUGUGUGUGUGCAGUUUGUUGGGGGGGGGNUGAUAGACUUUGAGGCAGCUGUAAAGACUACAGAAGAUCAUAUGGUGUUUAAUUGAAUCCAAACUGUUGGCACCGGUCGUCCUGAAUCCAUGAUGUGACCUGCUUAGACAGGAACAUCUCUCCCUUUGCUAUCAGGAGGCACAGACAAAGCAAAGACACAUUUAGGAGCAGCAAGGUCCUGAAAAUAAGUUAUUAAACGUAAAUAAGUAACAUUGUAAGUAAGUAACAUAGUAUGAUUGGYAGAUCACUUGAAAUAAUACAGGAACAUGUCCUCACAGACCAGCUGCCUUGUUGUGAACGUUAGAUCAUAAUGAACRCAUUUAUAGAGGCUCCAAUGGUUUAGUGAACAAACAUGCUUUCAAGGCAUGACUGUGUGCAUUGCUGCAUGCAUAGGCGUCUAUACAUCAUUAUUUAAUUCUAGAAGUUUUACUGUGGAAAAGGGAUCGGGACUAGUGGUGGGAAGGGGACUAGAAUUAGGUUUUUGACUGCCUGUUUAAACAUCUCCCUGGAGCUUCGUCUGUAACUGAAUGCCAGGCCUUGAGAAGCAACUGCCAACUCAAUCCUGUCCCAGAAUCCUCUUGGGAGACAGUGGUUAGCAUAGAGACACCCUAUGAAAGCAUUAACAUCUUGUAGCCAUUACAUCGAUGGAAAAACAUUUACGACUUGAGGAAAAAAAGCGAAUAUUUUGCGCUAAGCAAAGCAGAAAACCUAGAGUGAUAACACCUAAACAUCAGUAUGACCUAAUUGGAAACSUUGGUCUCAGAAAAACACAAGUUGUUACCUAAAUAUGGUUUGAAUUUGUUGUCAAUAUAUUUUUGUUAUGCCAAGAUGGUACAGGAUCAUUCAUUGACAAUUKUAUUUUCUGAAAUUUUGUAUAAAAAAAUUACUUUGGAUAUAGGCCAUACAUGUGUUAGAUUCUAAGUUCUGGUACAAAUCCAGUCGGACACCAAAGGAAGCUGAGACUAGAUUUAUUCCAUCCAAACAAUGCUGCAGCUGCAUAGCACACAUUUUACACAAGCAUAUAUUUAUGCCUUCCGAUUAGGAGUCACCUCCUUGUCUGUCGAGGAUAAACAAUCAGUGUUGCUGGGCAAUAACUAAGUAUGUUCCUGCUAUUGGUGUUCCAGAACCUUCAUGCGCAGGGAUGUGUAUGUCUGUGUGUGAUAAGACUACAGUUGGAGUAUUGUUGGGAUGGGCCCCUCUAGCCCCCCCCCAGAGGUUUCUUCUCUCUUCAACUUUCUCCUCACCUCAAUGUUAAACUCCAUGUCUCUCACUGCUUUAGUUCCACAGAAUCUCACCUGACCUUACCCGGAACUGAGAGUCAGCUGUGGCUCUUUACCUACUUUCUUAGAAAUACGAAUAUACAACAAUAACAUAUGUGGACAUAGACACUUUCUGUACUUCCCUUUGUCCCAGCAAUAACACUCUCCGGCUCCAACAUCCUAACCAACAACAAAUUAUUACUACUAAUAAGCAGAUUAUGCAAUUACUAACGGACUCAUUAUGCAACUAAAAACCGGCUCAAGUCAAAUACAUGGCUCCAAAAGUACUGUAUAUAACACCACAUGCAAAUGGCAGGACUUUUCUAUGGGAAUGACUACAUGAUUGCGAGUGUCUUAGUCACUGUGGUAUGAACGGGAUGGUGGGAACCUUCUGUGUAGGCAACGCUACACCAUGAUCUUUUCAUUUUCUCUGUUCUCCGAAACAGGAAUGGAAAGUACAGACAACAUGAAAUAUCAUAAUUGGAAACCAGCACAAGCGACCCAGAAUGAACAGACAGGAUCAUAGCCAGGACCAGUGUUAUGAUGUGACUCAUUAAAGAGGGAAUUUCCUUUGUAUGUUGUGUAAGAACUUUUUAUCAGUCACAUGGUCAUAUUGGAGCMACUCAAAUAAGGGUGUCAAUCAAUGUGUGCCACAAUAAACUGGAAAAAGCUGCUAUCAUCGUCAACAAGUAGGCCAAAGCACACGCUAUCUCAUCUCUGCAAGCAAUACCAAAACUGGCUCCAUCUUUCCAUGCUAACAUACUUGUUCUGCUAACAUUCAAGUUCAUUGUCUGUAGGGACCACAUUCUAGUCUUCUUGAACUCAUCUGUUAUUCUCUGGACACAAUCACAACAUCCACAAUAAAACUGCUCAUGAUCUCUCUCUA